CUCCACUCUAUUCUGCUCGCUUUUCCUUUUCGACGUUUCCGACUUUCGAUUCUCUCUGGUAUCUCGCUGAGAGUGGAAGCUCUUUCACUGUAUGUUGAGUUCUUUGUUAUACAUUUCGUGCUUUUACUUGUUGGAGUGGCGUUACUUCGCUUUCGACGAUUCAAAACCCUAGGCUGGUUUCUGUAUUUGGACAUUUAGGGUUUGAAAAUGGGGGCUGAGAAUGGAAAGGGAAAUGACGUUUCUGCUGAAUCACCGACUUCGGUUCUCGAAGAUGAGGAGAAGUGCAAAGAGGAAAUCACUAAGUUGGAGGAGGAAACAGUUCUAGAUGCCAAAAAUGGAGAUACUUCUCUUUUAUCAGAGGCUAUGGUCGAGGAAGAAGAGAAGCUAAGGGAAGCUCGGUUGAAAGAGGAGAUAAAACAAGGGGAGCCUGAAGAGUCAGUGCACUUGAAUGAUACUCAGUUUACUAGAUUGGACGAGCUUUUGACCCAAACCCAGAUGUACUCAGAGUUUUUGCUUGAAAAGAUGGAGGACAUAACAUUUAGUGUACCUAAGCCUGAAGCUGCUCAGACAAAGAGAGGUCGAGGUUCAAAAAGAAGAGCUGCUAACCAGUACAACAAUAGGAAGGUCAAGAGGGCAGUUGCAGCAAUGCUUACAAGAUCUAAAGAGGGAGAGACUGAGAACGCUGAAGAUGAAAACUUGACUGAGGAGGAAAAAAAUGAGAAGGAGCAGGGAGAACUUGUACCAUUGUUGACUGGUGGAAAAUUGAAGUCUUAUCAGCUUAAAGGUGUGAAAUGGUUGAUCUCCUUAUGGCAAAAUGGGCUAAAUGGGAUCCUUGCAGAUCAGAUGGGUCUUGGAAAGACAAUUCAAACGAUUGCUUUUCUUGCACAUUUGAAAGGAAAUGGGAUGAAUGGGCCUUAUUUGAUUAUUGCUCCUUUGUCGACUCUUUCUAAUUGGAUGAAUGAGAUUGCAAGGUUUACGCCCUCAAUUAAUGCCAUUAUUUAUCAUGGAACUCAGAAAGAAAGGGAUGAGAUUCGUAGGAAGCACAUGCCUAAAGUAAUUGGCCCCAGUUUUCCAGUAGUUGUUACUUCUUAUGAGAUGGCAAUGAAUGAUGCAAAGAAAUUUUUGAGGCAUUAUGAGUGGAAAUAUGUUGUGGUUGACGAGGGGCACAGAUUGAAAAACUUCCAAUGCAAAUUAGUGAAAGAAUUGAAACACUUGCGUGCUGGCAAUAAGCUCCUCUUAACUGGAACUCCUCUGCAGAACAAUUUGGCAGAGCUAUGGUCAUUGUUAAAUUUCAUUUUGCCUGAUAUUUUUCAAUCUCAUGAAGAAUUUGAGUCAUGGUUUGAUUUUUCGGGAAAAAGUAAUGGUGAGGUGUCAAAGGAAGAAAUGGAAGAGAAACGAAGGGCUCAAGUGGUAGCUAAACUCCAUGCUAUAUUGCGCCCCUUUCUCCUUCGAAGAAUGAAAUCUGAUGUGGAGCAGAUGCUCCCUCGUAAAAAAGAGAUCAUAUUAUAUGCUUCGCUGACUGAGUACCAAAGGAAUUUCCAAGAUCAUUUGCUUAAUAAAACUUUGGAAUCACAUCUACGAGAUAGGGGUGACUCGGGGCGUGGUAUGAAAGGGAAGCUUAACAAUUUGAUGAUUCAGCUUCGGAAGAAUUGUAACCAUCCAGAUCUCCUAGAAGCUGCCUUUGAUGGAUCAUAUUUUUAUCCACCUGUAGAGCAGAUUGUCGAACAGUGUGGGAAAUUUCAAUUGCUUGAACGGUUGUUGACUCGGUUAUUUGAGCGUAAACACAAGGUUCUCAUCUUUAGCCAGUGGACGAAGGUUCUGGAUAUAAUGGAUUACUAUUUUAGUGAAAAUGGAUUUAAUGUUUGUAGGAUUGAUGGUAGUGUGAAAUUAGAAGAAAGGAGAAGACAGAUCCAGGAGUUCAAUGAUGUGAACAGUGACUAUAGGAUAUUUAUUCUCAGCACAAGGGCAGGAGGUCUGGGUAUCAACCUGACUGCAGCUGAUACGUGUAUACUUUAUGAUAGUGAUUGGAACCCACAAAUGGAUUUGCAAGCCAUGGAUAGAUGUCAUCGCAUUGGACAAACCAAACCUGUUCAUGUUUACAGACUUGCAACAGCACAAUCUGUUGAGUGUCGCAUUUUGAAAAGAGCUUAUAGUAAGUUGAAGCUAGAACAUGUGGUGAUUGGAAAAGGGCAGUUCCACCAAGAACGGAAGCAGAGUAAUGAUCUUGUUGAGGAAGAAGAUCUACUUGCACUACUCCGGGAUGAAGAAACUGCCGAGGACAAGAUGAUUCAGACAGAUAUCAGUGAUGAGGAUCUUGAGAGGAUUCUUGAUCGCAGCGACCUUAUUGCUGAUACUAGUGAUAAAGAGAAGGCCCAGGCUAGUGCUGAUGCAGUUCCCCUCAAAGGCCCUGGUUGGGAGGUUGUGCUACCUACUGGUACUGGAGGCAUGCUCUCAACGCUCAACAGUUAAAUGGGCAUCGACUACCUCUUUUGAUUUUUUGUGGUCGAGCUGAAAUAUAGCUCUAAAGAAAAGCUCUCUUUUUCAUUGAACCAUGGAUUAUAUGAAUGUCCGAGGGAGCUGAUUUUGUAAAUGCCGGCGGUAGACUUACAAAGUAGAAUUAGAUAGCAUCGGUUAUUGAUUAAUUAGUUGUUUAACAACCUAUAACUUUAAGCAAAUUGUCAUUUUGAGGUGAAUUUCAAUUUAUGGAUUUAUGAAUCAAUGAAAUCUGUUGCGAUCUGUC
This is a messenger RNA of Gossypium raimondii (Peruvian cotton), 2740 nucleotides long. RefSeq names its product ATP-dependent DNA helicase DDM1. NCBI's taxonomy places the organism in Eukaryota, Viridiplantae, Streptophyta, Magnoliopsida, Malvales, Malvaceae. Gene Ontology annotation, cellular component: nucleus. The record is from RefSeq and is a predicted model, not a curated record. The transcript has 16 exons. Bases 208 to 2469 code for a protein of 753 amino acids. Gene Ontology annotation, molecular function: DNA binding; ATP-dependent chromatin remodeler activity; ATP binding.